Molecule: messenger RNA, 971 nt
Organism: Aquila chrysaetos chrysaetos
Lineage: Eukaryota; Metazoa; Chordata; Aves; Accipitriformes; Accipitridae
Product: histone H1.10
Exons: 1
Coding region: 140-799 (219 amino acids)
Biological process (GO): nucleosome assembly
Cellular component (GO): nucleosome
Molecular function (GO): DNA binding; structural constituent of chromatin
Source: RefSeq, a predicted model, not a curated record
CGCCCCACCAGAGCGCGGCGGCGGCGGCGCGGAGCCGAGCGGAGACAGAGAGCAGCGCGCCGCGCCGGGCCUCCGCCACGCCGCGGCUCCCCCUGCCCGCCCCCGCCUCCGUCCUGCGGCCCGCGCCCCCCGCGGCACCAUGUCGGUGGAGCUGGAAGAAGCCGAUCUGCCCCUGACCGAGGCGGAGGAAGUGCCGCUCGCCCCGGAGAAGAAAGCGGCCGCUAAGAAGGCGAAAGGCGGCGGCGGCUCCUCGCUGUCGCCGUCGAAGAAGAAGAAGAACAACAAGAAGAAGAACCAGCCGGGCAAAUACAGCCAGCUGGUGGUGGAGACGAUCCGCAAGCUGGGCGAGCGCAAUGGCUCCUCGCUGGCCAAGAUCUACAACGAGGCCAAGAAGGUGGCCUGGUUCGACCAGCAGAACGGCAGGACCUACUUGAAGUACUCCAUCAAGGCGCUGGUGCAGAACGACACGCUGCUCCAGGUCAAGGGCACCGGCGCCAACGGCUCCUUCAAGCUCAACAGGAAGAAGCUGGAAGGCGGUGGCGACGGGGGCGCGGGCAGCAGCGCCCACAAGUCCCACAAGAAGGCGACGGCCUCCACGUCCCGGCGGGCGGAGAAGAAGCCGGCGGCCAAGAGCAAGAAGCCCGAGAAGAAAUCCCACAAGAAGGGAGCCGGCGGCGCGGCGGCGAAGAAGGACAAGGGCAAAGCCAAGAAGGCCACCAAGAAGGGAGCCGCGUCCCCCGGGGGCAAGAAGGUGAAGAAGUCCGCAAAGCCCAAGGCACUCAAGAGCAGGAAGGCAUGAGAGCGGGGCGCAGGGAGCCCCCCGCCGCCCCCCCCCCCCCCGGACUGAGAGCCCCGCGGCACAGACUGCUCUGAGGACGGACCCCAGGGGACCCGCUUUGUCUUUGUGUUGCUGACUCGGCUCCGCAGCCGCCGCCGUGCGCGGUGAGCGGGGCUGCGGCUGCCCCAGCCCC